AUGUCUUUGUAAUAAAAACAGAAUUUAUUAGUCAAAGAAAUUAUUGAAAAGGGGUACAACAUUGAAGCAUUUCAAAAAAGCAUUGAUCAGCGUCACGAUCUUGAGCAAUGGGAUUAUGAUGAAUUAAUCGAAUUUGUUAAGAAAUUUUAGGAUUCACAAAAUGAUUAUGCUGCCAUUUUAAAAUGCAACAAGACUAUCCCUAAUGCUCUGGCGGAAAUAUAGGAUGCAAAAGCUAUGGUUGUUGGUUAUGAGAAGAUUUAAAAAGGCAUUUUUAAGAACACAUCUGUUUAUUUUAAAAUUGAAACCAAACCCAUUAAUUGGGUGGUCAAGAGAACUUAUGAUGACUUCAUUCUGCUCAAAAGUACUCUGAAUAAAAAUUUUACAGUCCCCAACAUCCCAAAUCAAAAGAAGUCCCCUGUAGAUUUUACAUAUAUUAAACAGUUAAGACAUUUGCAAAUGUUUCUGAAUUUCAUCCUUGGAGACAGCGAAAUAAGAAAUUUAACUAUUGUUUAGGAAUUUCUAUCAGCAGAAUAAUUUACAAAUAAUCAAUAGAUUAAUUUUUCAAAUAUGAGUGGUGAAGUUAGCGUUAGAAUAAAUUCACAAAUCACUAAUUUUAUUAAAUAGUCUGAUUACUUUUUAACGAACAUAUCACCUAUUCAAAAGAAGGCAUAUAAGUUAAUCAAGUAGUUGAUGAAGUAAAUGCAAUAAAAAAACCAUACUUUGAUUCAAUUAACUGAGGUGUACAAGGAAUUAUUUCGAGAAUCCAAAGCUCAAAAUACUAGACUGAAAGAUUGCUAUAAGAAUUUAAACGACUUGUUUGAAUCUUCGUAGAAAUUUGAAUCUAAUCAAAUAAAGAUCUUGAAUGAGACUAUUUAUCCCCAAUAGAGAUUUCAGUAUCAUCAAACACAACCUCUCAAAGAGCUACUAAUCUUGAGAGAGAAAUCCCUGAACUCGUAUCAAGACUUUUCUCAACAAUUAAAAUUAAAGAAAGAGAAAUUGUACCAAAUUGGCGAAGUUGUAAAAUGGGAUUUGGAUGAAAGCUUUUUGGAUCAUUUCAAAAUAGAUUAAAUAAAAUCAAAUCCUCAAAUUGCAUUCUAAUGCAUGUGCUAGACUUGUUUUUAGGAGAAUGCAUAGCAAUUGCAAUUGAAGAAUCAAUUCGGAGCUCUCAAUUAGAGAGCUUAUCAAACUGUUGAUUAGAUUAUUAAUUACACUUCUCUAUAAAUUAAGGAGUACUUGGAAAAGAUGGUGAAGUUGAUGACUUCAUCCUUCCAGUAAUAUUAAACAGUUUGGGUUGAAAUAUCAAAUAAUCUAAUAGAAAUGUGA
Messenger RNA from Paramecium tetraurelia, 1323 nucleotides. RefSeq lists its product as uncharacterized. Lineage: Eukaryota; Ciliophora; Oligohymenophorea; Peniculida; Parameciidae. The record is from RefSeq and is a predicted model, not a curated record. The transcript is spliced from 2 exons. Gene Ontology annotation, molecular function: phosphatidylinositol binding. Gene Ontology annotation, cellular component: endosome.